AAUAAACCAGAAGUAAAUAAAAGACAAGUUAAAGCAAGAUAAAAAAAAUACAACUUGGCUUGCAGAAUCAAAGCAUGUCCUCUCAAGGUCUCAACAUAUUUAGAAUCUCUUAAAAAUAUCCUCAUUACUGACAUAGUAAGGCUGUUGACUCACUUAACAUUAUGCAAUGGAGAAAGAAAACAAAUUCCUCCCAGUAACAACAGACCGCCACUAAAAGCCUUUGGGGAAUGAAUUGUAUGGCCGGAAUCUGUGUGCUAUGCUGUUUUUUCUUUUCUGCCUGGCGAGGAUAUUUGUGUAUUUACGGUUUCCUGGAGGAAACUGUGGGCUCAGUGUUGCUCUGAGCGCGUGUCUCAGACAGCGAGAUAGAGAGAUAGAGCGAGCAUGUGAGCUAGUCUGUCAGUAUGCAACGUGUUGAGCAGCUGAACUCUGUCUUGAACUCUCCGGCUCUCAGAAGAGGACAACUCUUGCAACCCUGGAUUUUUUCCACUCCUCAUUGUCAAUCCACUUGUUUGUUCAUUUAAUUUGGGUCUUUUCUUUCUUUCGUUGUGGAUGCUCGCCCCAGAGGAUGUAAAUGUUGCAGGAUCCCUCAGGAUUUUUGGACCUCUUUUUUUUAAAGAUUUGGACUCAACACUUCUAUUCAUCGAUUGUCUAGAAGUGUUUCCCUGCUCUUUUUGUUUCUCCCCUCCCGUGGUAUUUCCUGCUUUUAUGCGUUGUUCUGAUACCGUCCUCGCGUCCGGAUGAGUGCUCUCCGCUGGCACCGGCUCUCUGCGCUCUGGAAGAACUGGAUGUUCAACCAGGAGCCGCUAGAAGAGCAGGGCCAGAUCGCAGAAGAUCCAGGGCAUGAAGCAGAUCACAACUCCCAGAACUUAACGGAACUUAAGACCCAAAACUUGGAUUAUAAGAACCAGAAAUCAGAAAUUGAGAACCCAAACUUGGAAUUAAACUCGGUUCCCAAGACCCAAAAGCCUGACCUGCUAAAACGGAGCAGCUCUGAGCCGUCCUCUCAGUCCUCCGGCUGUCCCCACACACCUGAAGGUUGUCGGUGCGAAUCCCGUAGAAGCUUCUAUUCUGAGGAGGGUGUCGACUGUGUGUUGCAGGUGGAUAACGGCAGCGAGGGGGACGACGGUUUUCUGCAGAGAGACGGUUCCCAACGGAGGUCCAGACGGCGCUUCAGGAGAGUAAACCCCAGGGGAGAGCGGGAACUCAUCACAGACGGCCAAGAACCCGCCGGCUACAACACGGAUUAUGUCAACAACCAGCUUCCUGCUGACCUCAAUAAGAUGCACCUAACAGACCACGCCCACCAGCAGGUGAUGCACAUGCCUCCCAGCCAAUCAGGAUGCAGCAUCGCCAGCGACUCGGGGAGUAGCAGCCUAUCAGAUAUUUACCAGGCCACAGAGAGCGAGCUGGGGGACGUGGACCUGUCUGGACUCCCAGAGGCUGCGGUUGACAGCGAGGAAGAGGAGGAGGAAGAUGAGGACCUGGAGAGAGCUUCAGACACUCUUCUGGGCCGAGACCUGGUCCGAGAGUGUCUGGAAAAAGACCCGGCCGACCGCAACGACGACGACAUCGAGCAACUACUGGAGUUCAUGCACCAGCUGCCUGCCUUUGCCAACAUGACCAUGUCUGUGCGGAGAGACUUGUGUAGCGUCAUGGUGUUUGAGGUGGUGGAGCAGGCCGGCACGGUCAUACUGCACGACAAACAGGAGCUGGACCUCUGGUAUGUCAUCCUGAACGGAGCCGUGGAGAUCAGCCACCCAGAGGGACGAGUGGAGACUCUUUGCAUGGGCAACAGUUUUGGCAUCUCACCCUCUUUGGACAAACAGUACAUGAACGGAGAAGUUCGCACCAAGGGGGACGACUGCCAGUUCGUCUGCGUCGCCCAGGAGGACUACUGGCGCAUCCUCAACCAUGUGGAGAAGAACACGCACAAGGUGGAGGAGGAGGGGGAGAUCGUGAUGGUGAAGGAGCACCGGGAGCUGGACCGCAGCGGCACCAGGAAGGGACACAUCGUCAUCAAGGGAACCCCGGAGCGUCUGAUCAUGCACCUGGUGGAGGAGCCGUCGGUGGUGGACCCCACCUACAUCGAGGACUUCCUGUUGACCUACAGGACCUUCCUGUCAAACCCCAUGGAGGUCGGCAAGAAGCUGCUGGAGUGGUUCCACGUGGACAGCCUCCGGGACACGGUAACGAGAAUAGUGCUGCUGUGGGUCAACAACCACUUCAACGACUUUGAGGGCGACCCGGCCAUGACGCACUUCCUGGAGGACUUUGAGAAACAUCUAGAAACCUCAAAAAUGAAGGGCCAUUUGCGGCUGCUGAACAUCGCGUGUGCAGCCAAGGCGAAGUGGCGGCAGAUCACUCUGCAGAAGGCGUCCAGGGAGUCGCCGCUCUACUUCAGCGUGCAGGGCGGCAGCGAGAGAGGGUUCGGCAUCUUCGUCGAGUCGGUGGAAGUAGGGAGCAAGGCUGCAGAGGCCGGACUCAAACGGGGAGAUCAGAUCAUGGAGAUCAACGGUCAGAACUUUGAGAACAUCUCCUUCUCCAAAGCCGUCGACUUCCUGAGAAACAACACACACCUCUCUCUCACCGCCAAAACCAACAUAUUUGUCUUCAAAGAGCUCCUCAGCAGGAUCGUGCACGAGAAGAAGAACGGCGGCCCUCACAUUCCCAAGAUCCAAGAGAAAAAAGGCAACCGCUUCUCCAUCGCCGACCUUCCCGGAGACAUGGAGUUCCCCACGGACCACAAGAGCACCAGGAAAAUGAAGGCCAACACCGUGUCAGGGGGACGAAACAAGAUCAGGAAGAUGCUGGAGAAGACGCGCUUCAGUAUACUGCCACCCAAACCGUUCAGUGAUGGCGGCAUGGGUCAGUCUCAGGACGACAGCAUCGUGGGUACCAAGCAGUGUCGUCACAGCGUGGCCAUCAUGCCCAUCCCCGGCAACCUGUCGUCCAGCAGCCCCGACCUGCUGCACCCGGCCACCAGCGUCCUCGACUUCUCCAACCCCGCAGCUUCCCCGUUUUUUCUGUCUCCUCUACUCUCAGACAUCCCAGACCAGGUGAUCCGGGUGUUCAAGGCCGACCAGCAGAGCUGCUACAUCAUCAUCAGUAAGGACACGACCGCCAAGGAUGUGGUCACCCACACCGUCAACGAGUUCGGCCUCCUCGCAGCACCCGAGACCUACUCCCUGUGUGAGGUAUCGGUCAGCCCGGAGGGAGUCAUAAAGCAGCGCCGCCUGCCCGACCAGCUCUCCAAACUGGCUGAUCGGAUUCAGCUCAACGGCAGGUACUACCUGAAGAACAAUAUGGAGACGGAGACAUUGUGUUCAGACGAGGAUGCCCAGGAUCUCCUCAGAGAGAGUCAGAUCUCUCUGCUGCAGCUGAGCACCAUGGAGGUCGCUGCCCAGCUCUCCAUGAGAGACUUCGAGCUCUUCAGGAACAUCGAGUCCACAGAGUACGUGGACGACUUGUUUAAGCUCGACUCCUCGUUGGGGAGCGGUAACCUGAAACAGUUUGAGGAGGUGAUAAACCAGGAGACGUUCUGGGUCGCCACGGAGAUCCUGAAGGAGCCCAACGCCCUGAAGAGGAUGAAGACCAUCAAGCACUACAUCAAGAUCUCCCUGCACUGCAGAGAGUGCAAGAACUUCAACUCCAUGUUCGCUAUUAUCAGCGGUCUGAACUUGGCGCCGGUGGCUCGCCUGCGGAACUCCUGGGAGAAACUUCCCAGCAAGUACGAGAAGCUGUUCAGUGACCUGCAGGAUGUCUUCGACCCGUCCAGGAACAUGUCCAAGUACCGCAACGUGCUGAGCAGCCAGAGCAUGCAGCCGCCCAUCAUCCCACUGUUCCCAGUGGUCAAGAAGGACCUCACCUUCUUACAUGAAGGCAACGACUCCAAUGUCGACGGUCUGGUGAACUUUGAGAAGCUGAGGAUGAUCGCCAAGGAGAUCAGACACGUGGUGCGGUUGACCUCGGCCAACAUGGACCCUGCGCUCAUGUUCAGACAGAGGAAGAAGAGGUGGAAGAGUUUAGGGUCUUUGAGUCAGGGCAGCACCAACUCCAACAUGCUGGACGUGCAGGGCGGCGCCCAUAAGAAGCGAGUACGCCGCAGCUCGCUCCUCAACGCUAAGAAGCUGUACGAAGACGCCCAGAUGGCCAGAAAGGUGAAGCAGUACCUCUCCAACAUGACGGUGGAGAACGACGAGGAGAAACACCAGAUCAUGUCCCUGCAGUGUGAGCCCACCUACAGCACCUUGUCUAAGAACUUGAGUGAGAGACGAUCCACCAAGUCGGACAUGUCUCCGGUGUCUCUGCGGUCGGCUCUGCCCUCGGGGAAAGCUCAAAACAGGGUGUCACAAGUCCUUCAGGUCCAGGUCCCCCUGAACCCUCUACGGAAGAAGAGCACCGCCAAGGACAUAGGCCAACCAAACUCCAACUCUCCCCAGGUGGUGAAGAAACCUCCAGUGAACUCGUCAGAGUCGGAGUGGAGCGCCAAGAGACCGUCUGAUGACACCGUCUCCAUCAUCUCCUCGCUUCACUCCAGCCCCACGGUGUCGCCACAGGGCUCCCCACGCAAAGUGGGAGGCGUGGCCAAGUCCCACAACUCCAGCCAGAUGAACUUGUCGGGAUCCUCGUCGUCACUGACCAGCGACGUCAGCACAAAGGCCGGCAUCGUCAGCCUGCGGGGCUACGGCAUAGGUUACGCUCUCCUACCAGCCGGUAAAGCAGAUAACCUGUCGGACUCGAGUCACAGCGAGAUCUCGUCCCGCUCCAGUAUCUGUUCGGUGGACUCCGUGCCGGCUCCCGGGUUAGACGACCGCUGUAACAGCAGCAACAGGACUUGUUCCGCUACCGCUGCCAUUACUACUACAACUACUACUACGACUCCUGUUGCAGUUGCUGAGAGCACAGCGGCGACGCAUGCACACUUAAAUGCUGAUAACAACCAGCCCGGCACAAGUAGCUCCUCGUCGUUUGCUCGAGGAUACGUAUCGCGAGCCUCCACCUUCACCUCCUCCAUCUCGACGGAGGAGCUGACCCCGGACCACACCUCCCUGGACUCGGUGGGCGACAGCGGCCGCGGCAGCUGGACGUCCUGCUCCUCCAACUCCCACGACUCCUUCCAGAGCCUCCCCGCCUCCUCCUGCCGGCCCUGGGACCACGGCAUCCACGGGCACCCGCUCUCCCUCCCGCACACGCACCUGGGCGGCUUCAAGCACACGCAGCUGGCCGGGCCCAUAGCGGAGGUCGACGGCGCCGGUCACGCGUGGACAAACGAGGACGCCACGAAGCAUCACUCGAGAAACUCCAGCUCGGAUCUGUCCACUCAGUCGCGGCAGAGCUGGGCGUCGUCCAGCUCGCUGUCGGACACCUACGAGGGGAAUUACGGCACGAUAAAGCGGCGAAACACCUCGGAGAACCCCUCCUCGCCAACCAACGAGGAAGGAAGGCAAAGCACAGACCCCGUCUACAAAACGGUGACGUCGAGCACAGAGAAAGGCCUGAUGGUGUACUGUGUCACAUCCCCCGCCAAGGAUGAGCGUUACCGAGCUCCUCCUCCCACCCCUCCAGGCUACCAGGGUCUGGCUCUGGGGGAUCUCGGCCUCACAGACGGAGUAGUAGGUGGGCCAGGAGGUCUCCUCCCCAGGCCUCCUCACCUCCGACCUCCAGACUACAGCGUGGCGCUGCAGAGGAGCAAACUCCUGCAGAGCCCCGGAGCGGCCGGCGGUUUGGCUGAGGCGCGGAGGCUGGCCGGGAACCAUCUCCUUCACCACCAAGACGCCCGGACGGCCGGCUCCACGCAGGGCCGCUCCAGACCGCCCAGCGUCUGCCUCCCAGCACAGGAGCUGGCUGACAGUGAGGACGAUGAACAAGUGUCAGCGGUGUAAAGACGGUGACGUCACACACACACCUUCUCACACACGGACCAAGUCGUGUUGAUCAGGCUUUUGGACUAAAACUAGCAGCCUGCCGUCGCCACGCAUCAGAGCACAGCCCUGUGUGACAUCACCACGGACCAUAAUGCACCUCUCGACCAGACCAGUGGGGUCACGUGACCUCUCGUCUCCACCUCCCAAGACAAUGUACAAUCAUCUCUUUUUCACACAAAACAAAAGAAGAAAAGAAAGAUUUUAGAUACUUUUUAAAGACUCUUGAACAAAAGCAGAAAAAGGCGGCAGACGGACGUAAAAAAAAAAAAAAAAAGGACGAAUAAACGAAGGAAAGAUGAUAAUGAUGAGAAGAAGUCGGCCUCCUUGGAAACAGACCACCAUGUACCUCCAUUUUGUGCUCCAAGCUCUCUUGUUUUAGCGGUGUUUCACGUUGUUUUUUACAGUUUUAAAAUGUUGUACAGCGAUUUUUUUUUCUUAUUUUUAUUUGCAUUUCUGAGCUUUGCAAAGUUUUAUGUGAGACUAGUGAGGAGGAGGAGGAGGAGCAGACAAAGGGACAGAAAGCUGUCGUCAGUAUUACGAUGAACGUCAGCUCGUAGGGGAUUUAUUUUUUUGUAGUUUUCUCAAAAGAAGAUGAAUGUAGAUGAAUAAGAGACAAGAAAAAACAGAUUUUUUGAUUUUUUUUUUAGGUCUUCAUGGGCCUCUAUCAAACCCUGGCACUGAUGAUGUAUAUUUACGUAAAUAACAUCAGUUCCCACACAAACAAACCAAACGGAAACCACGUUUUCCACUCCUCCUAGGGAGGUGAAAAAGAUAAAUGAACCUCCUGACCUAGCAGAGAGCCCAUCAGUUUGUGUUUACCACUUUGUUUUAUAGA
Molecule: messenger RNA, 6759 nt
Organism: Sebastes umbrosus (honeycomb rockfish)
Lineage: Eukaryota; Metazoa; Chordata; Actinopteri; Perciformes; Sebastidae
Gene: rapgef6
Product: Rap guanine nucleotide exchange factor (GEF) 6
Exons: 27
Coding region: 738-5882 (1714 amino acids)
Biological process (GO): positive regulation of ERK1 and ERK2 cascade; small GTPase-mediated signal transduction
Molecular function (GO): guanyl-nucleotide exchange factor activity; protein binding
Source: RefSeq, a predicted model, not a curated record